AUGUGCGGGAUAUUCGGUUACAUUCUUCACCGCAUUCCCUGCACAACCCGUGAUGUCCUCAAUGUGUUGCUCGACAGUUUACAGCGCAUGGAAUACCGCGGUUACGAUAGCGCGGGUUUGUGUGUUGACGAUGUGAAAUCAAAAAAGCAUAUUGUGGUGCGCAGCGUAGGAAACAUAUCAAAGCUUCGGGAACGCGUUUUCAGUGGUUGUGCCGAUUUGGACUUUAAUGCACAGCUGGAAAAUCACGAAGGAAUAGCGCACACUCGUUGGGCAACACACGGACCGCCGUCUGAGGCAAACUGCCACCCACAGGCAAGUAAUAAUAUGGAGUUCGUUGUGGUUCACAAUGGCAUCAUCACUAACUUCAUGACCAUCAAGCAAAUGCUGCUGGAAGAGGGAUACCACUUCAGCAGUGACACGGACACGGAAGUAAUUGUUGUGUUAGCUGAACAUAUCUUUUCGAUGGAUCACUCGAUUAGCUUCGCUGACCUUGCCGGGAAAGUAAUGGCAGAGUUGGAUGGUGCCUACGCACUGUUAAUUAAAUCCGUCCAUUUCCCUGGGGAACUUAUAGCGUGUAAGGAAGCCUCGCCGCUGGUAAUAGGCCUACAAAACGGUAAGAGCAAUGGAACAGCAAGCGGAAUCGCAAAUGGGUCUGUUAUGAACAAGUUGUUUUUCUCCUCUGACGUCGCGUCCUUUCUUCCUUAUACGCAGGAGGUUAUUUUCCUAGAAGACGGCGAUGUGGCCCAUUACUCAAAAGGUGCUCUGACGCUUUACAAUGAUGCCACACCAGUUAGUCGCACAUCACAAACUGUCGAUGUGUCACCCGAGGGACUCUGCAAGGGGGCAUAUCCAAGUUUCAUGCUGAAGGAAAUAUACGAGCAACCGGAAAGUGUGUCACGUUCAAUGCGUGAUCGGAUUGAUUUUAACACACGUGAGGUUACAAUCAAAGAGAUGAGCGAUGGUGUUCGCACGACGCUGCUCAGCGCCCGCCGCCUGAUGCUGGUGGCGUGCGGAACCUCAUUCCACAGUUGCGUUGCUGCAAGACCGAUAUUUGAGGAGCUUUUACCAAAUAUUUCCAUUACACUUGAGAAUGCGCCGGACCUCCUUGACAGAGAACCGAGAAUAGGGAGUGAUGAUGUUUGCAUAUUUGUCUCUCAGUCCGGUGAAACGGCGGAUACCCUCAUGGCUUUACAGUAUUGCAAGAAGUACGAGGCAAUGAUUGUAGGACUAACAAACGUACCGGGCUCAAGCGUGCUGCGACUAUCUGACUUCGCCCUGUUGCUCAACGCUGGUGUGGAAGUGGGCGUUGCAUCCACGAAAGCAUACACAUCACAGGUUGUAGUUUUAACGCUGUUAGCCCUUUUUCUAAGCAAGGAAAACUGUAGUGGGAACAGUUCCCAUUCACACGGUGGUAGUCAAUCACCAAUACAAAAGCGACGCUUAGAAAUUAUCGAUGGGUUGGCGGCUCUUCCGGGAGCACUUUCGCACUGCCUGAAGUGUACUAAUGAUGUUGCCACGAAAUUGGCCGAGGAGUUGUGUGAUGCGAAAGCUAUCCUUAUUCUUGGUCGCGGCUAUGAUUACGCCACCGCGUUGGAGGCUGCUUUGAAGGUUAAGGAACUAACUUACAUCCACACAGAGGGUAUCCACUGCGGUGAACUCAAACAUGGGCCUCUUGCUCUAGUGGAUGAGCAUUCCACAAUUGUAGCUUUUUGUCCCCAUGAUAAAUUUUUGGGGCGCAGCAAAAGUGCCAUUCAACAGGUAAAAGCACGCGGUGGGCGUGUGGUGGCCAUAACGACAGAACCGGAUGCGGAGUUGGUUAGCGCUACUUCGCGUUGUGUGGAAGUUCCAGCCAUAGUGGAUUGCCUUCAGGGCAUCGUGAAUGUAGUGCCAUUGCAGUUACUCGCCCACCACCUUGCAGUGCGACGUGGCCUAAAUGUGGACUGCCCGAGGAAUCUUGCGAAGAGUGUAACGGUUCAAUGA
Messenger RNA from Trypanosoma brucei brucei TREU927, 1980 nucleotides. Its product is annotated as glucosamine-fructose-6-phosphate aminotransferase, putative. The coding region runs from base 1 to 1980 and encodes 659 amino acids. The transcript has a single exon. Gene Ontology annotation, molecular function: L-glutamine:D-fructose-6-phosphate transaminase (isomerizing) activity; carbohydrate derivative binding. The record is from RefSeq and is a predicted model, not a curated record. Gene Ontology annotation, biological process: protein N-linked glycosylation; carbohydrate derivative biosynthetic process; UDP-N-acetylglucosamine metabolic process. Lineage: Eukaryota; Euglenozoa; Kinetoplastea; Trypanosomatida; Trypanosomatidae.